UUUACUCUUCCGGAUCCUUGUGAUGCGAAAUUCUUAAAGCUUGUUCGAACUUCGGGAUCUCUUUUUGGAACGUCAGUAGGAUCUUGUUUUAGAAAAGUUCAGAAUGCCUUAGCUAUAAAACAGUCUUCUUUACUAUUUAGUUUACUUUAUUACACCGAUUUAGAUAAAUAUGAUGAGGAUUUAGAUCUUAUUAUUUAUACUUUAGUUAUAAUUUUACACUCUAUAUUAUCAAAAGAACAUCAAAAGCAACUUAGUUAUAAGCGCCAAAAAUGGUUUAGAAAUAAGAAUAGAGAAACUACAUAUUUAUCUACUAAUACUUCUGAAGAACUUCAAUAUUUACUUAAUACUGAAGUUCCUAUAGUUGUAAUUGAAACUGGUAAAACUCCUGUUAUAGAUACUGAUUUUGGUUCUGAUUCUGAUAAUCUUUCACCUUUACCUAAUACUAAAGUUCCUACAAUUACUAAUCUUGAGUUUACUAAUACCCAAAGUAAUCCAAGUUCUCAUUAUGAUAAAACCAAAUAUUAUAUUAUAAAUAGAAUAGAUCAGAUCUGUCGAUAUUGUAAAGCUAAGUUUUGGAUUAUUGAAAAAAAUCAAAAUAGUAAGCAUGCCGCUCUGAAAUUUCCUCUUUGUUGUGCUAAUGGCAAAGUGCAAUUACCACCUUUACUUAAACCUCUACUCUAUUUAUUAAAUCUUUAUACUUUAACUAAUUUUGAUGUAGUUGAGUUUCGUAAACAUGCUAGAGAUUAUAACAAUGCCUUAGCUUGUAUAUCUUUUGGUGCUAAUAUAGAUAAUCAAUUUUUGGGAUAUAGUAUAUCAAAUUUUCGGAUUCAUAGUCAAAGUUUACAGAAUAUGUUAGAUAUUUGCAACCCAUAUAUUCAAAAUUUUCAUCAGAUAAGAGAUAUUAUACGUGAUAAUGCAAUUACUGAAAUUUCAAUGAUAAUUCAUAGUAAUAGAAAUCAAGAUAUUCGUCAUUAUAAUGCUCUAUCAGCUCCUAAUAUAGCUGCAAUAAUG
Messenger RNA from Dentiscutata erythropus, 1011 nucleotides. NCBI's taxonomy places the organism in Eukaryota, Fungi, Glomeromycota, Glomeromycetes, Diversisporales, Gigasporaceae. The record is from the annotation of a GenBank genome assembly.